AUGGUCGACCGUCCUAACAAGCCCUCGGCACUUGCCUCAACCCCCGCGGCUCCCCCUCAAGCUGUUGCCGACAUUACCCACGACAACUCCCGCGUCAAGGCCGUUCUUCCCUCGGGCGAGAGUGUUGAGGUCCUCCUCCAUGGUGCUACCGUAAUCAGCUGGAAGGACGCCUCAGGAGCUGAGAAGCUCUGGGUCAGCGAGACUGCUGCUCUUGAUGGCAGUGCUCCCGUUCGAGGAGGUAUUCCAAUCGUCUUCCCUGUCUUUGGUACCGCCCCCGACCACGAACCCGUAGCCAAGCUUCCCCAGCACGGAUUUGCUCGCAACUCACGAUGGGAGUUCCUCGGCAAGUCCACCAGCGAGGGCUCCAGCUCCAGUGUCAAGCUCGACUUUGGUCUGUCCUCUGAGAGUAUCAGCGACGAUUUCAAGGCUCUCUGGCCCUACAAGUUUGCUCUUAUCUACAGUGUCUCUCUCGACAGCGAGAGUCUCAACACCUCAAUUGUUAUCACCAACGACGGCGAUGCUGCGUUUGACUUCCAGACUCUUCUUCACACUUACUUCAAGAUCAGCGAUAUCGCCUCUACAGAGGUCACUGGUCUCGAGGACUCUGUCUACUUAUCCAAGGUCUCUGGCUCAGAAGCCACUCAAUCCGGCGCCAUCACCUUCUCUGGUGAGACCGACUCCGUGUACACCCCCGCCAACGGUCCCAAGCACCCCGUCGUCAUCUUCGAGUCCGGCAGCCCCCGCUACCGCAUCGUCCGCGACAACCUCGACCAGGUCGUUGUCUGGAACCCCUGGGUCGACAAGUCCGCCGGCAUCAAGGACUUUUCUCCCAAGGACGGCUGGAAGAACAUGCUGUGCGUUGAGCCCGGUUCCGUCAAGGGCUGGCAGAAGCUGGAGAAGGGCGAUGCUUUUGAGGCGGCGCAAACCAUCACACUGGCUUGA
Fusarium pseudograminearum CS3096 is the source of this 942-nucleotide messenger RNA. RefSeq lists its product as uncharacterized. Gene Ontology annotation, biological process: carbohydrate metabolic process. Bases 1 to 942 code for a protein of 313 amino acids. Gene Ontology annotation, molecular function: isomerase activity; carbohydrate binding. NCBI's taxonomy places the organism in Eukaryota, Fungi, Ascomycota, Sordariomycetes, Hypocreales, Nectriaceae. The record is from RefSeq and is a predicted model, not a curated record. The transcript has 3 exons.